AUGCCACGCUGCAGCCUGUCUGAGAAGGUCACGUCUAGGCACAGCUUGGUAGAAUCUGAUAAUACUUUGCCAGUCAACGCCAACAACCACUUCUUAUCGCUUGAGAAGAUGCAACAGCGACGCACUCAUUGGGUUUACUUCUUUCCUAUUCAUCACGAAAGCUACAAUGCAGAUUCAGUGGAAUAUCUUAUGCCAAGUCUUGAUGACGAUAACCCUCACAAGAGCUUUUCAUGA
This is a messenger RNA of Penicillium robsamsonii, 234 nucleotides long. RefSeq lists its product as uncharacterized. The transcript has 2 exons. The coding region runs from base 1 to 234 and encodes 77 amino acids. NCBI's taxonomy places the organism in Eukaryota, Fungi, Ascomycota, Eurotiomycetes, Eurotiales, Aspergillaceae. The record is from RefSeq and is a predicted model, not a curated record.